Ipomoea triloba (trilobed morning glory) is the source of this 2816-nucleotide messenger RNA. Its product is annotated as subtilisin-like protease SBT1.4. Lineage: Eukaryota; Viridiplantae; Streptophyta; Magnoliopsida; Solanales; Convolvulaceae. The record is from RefSeq and is a predicted model, not a curated record. Gene Ontology annotation, molecular function: serine-type endopeptidase activity. The coding region runs from base 1 to 2523 and encodes 840 amino acids. Gene Ontology annotation, biological process: proteolysis. The transcript is spliced from 2 exons.
AUGAUAGCAUUCGAGCUAGCUAAUUUCUAUUAUAUCCCAUUAGCGUGGAUAAAAUUUGACUUUUAUUCAAGGUUCGUUCAUGGUGGUUUUUUCAUUUUUUUUGAAAAUACAAAAUAUGUCUCAUUUUCGCCUAUAAAUUCAGCGUUUUUCUGUGCAUUGUAUUCAUCAUCAUCAACGCCUUCACAGUCACUGACAUCCAAAAAUAUGUCUUCUUUUGCUUCCUCCUUUCUCUUGAUAUUCUUAUUGUUAUGUGUGGUUUCAGUUAGGGUUUCUGUUUCGUUAGAGAAACAGGAAACCUUUAUCGUUCACGUGAUGAAAUCUGAGAAACCCAUUGUUUUCUCCUCCCAUCAUCACUGGUAUUCCUCAAUCAUCAGUACACUCUCGAACCACUCAUCGUCAUCAUCAUCAGAGCUCUUGUACACCUAUGACCGCGUGGCCCACGGCUUUUCGGCUCGCCUGACGCCCUCCCAAGCGUCUGAGCUACGAAAAGUCCCGGGCGUGAUCUCUGUCCUUCCGGACCAAAUCCUCCAGCCCCAAACCACUCAGUCCCCUAAAUUUUUAGGCUUGACUGAAUCGAAUGGUCUCUGGCCCGACUCUAAUUUCGCAGAUGAUGUGAUAGUGGGUGUUCUCGACACAGGAAUCUGGCCCGAGCAUCGUAGUUUCUCGGACGCGGGUCUAUCUCCCGUUCCUUCCCGCUGGAAGGGCGCGUGCGAGGUCGGUCCGGAUUUUCCGGCGACGUCGUGUAAUCGGAAACUCAUUGGCGCGCGUGCGUUUUACAAAGCCUACCAAGCUUUUGUGGGAAGAGCAAUGGAUAAAUCGGCGGAGGUGUUGUCGCCGAGAGAUACGAGUGGGCAUGGCACGAUUUGUACCUCUAUUGCAGCCGGGGCGAGUGUUCCAAACGCGAGCUUUUUGGGGUACGCGCUGGGCGAAGCGAGAGGCAUGGCGACGAAAGCCAGGAUAGCUGCGUACAAAGUUUGUUGGAGCUCAGGCUGUUCCGGUGCCGAUUCUCUCGCUGCCAUGGAUCAAGCCGUUGCAGACGGCGUGGACGUGAUUUCUAUUUCUCUUGCACGUCCCUUCGCUGUGCCCUACUUUCAAGAUAACAUAGCAAUCGGAGCUUUCGGUGCGGUGCAGCAAGGCGUGCUGGUUUCCUGCGGCGCUGGGAAUUCUGGCCCUGAUACAAAUACCGUCGAUAACGUCGCGCCGUGGAUUCUCACGGUCGGUGCUUCCACGAUUGAUCGGGAAGUCCCGGCCGACGUGGUGCUAGGGGACAGGCGGGUCUUCACUGGAGCCGCCUUGUCCUUCGGCGCUCCACUAGGCCAAAACAAACUUCCGGUGGUCUACGGCGGCGAUGCCGGCAGCAUGAUAUGUAAUAUCGGACAACUUUCGCCUUCAAUAGUCCGGGGAAAAAUCGUGUUUUGUGAGUCCUUAUCAAAAGACGAUAUUCACGCCGUUUCAAAAGGAUUUGCUGUGCAACAAGCCGGCGGCGCUGGAGUCAUCAUUGCUAACCAGCCUAAUUACGGCGAUCAGCUUUACGCACAGCCGCAUCAGAUUCCGGCGUCACUUGUUAGCGUAAACGACGGAAACCAAAUCCGGGCGUAUAUAAAGUCGAAUCCCUGGCCAACCGCUACAAUUUCAUUCCGAGGAACCGUAAUCGGAGGAGCCUCCUCCCCGUCGGCACCGCGCGUGGCGGCUCUCUCAAGCCGCGGCCCCAAUACUAUCACUCCUGAAAUUCCCAAACCGGACUUGAUUGCGCCAGGAGUGAACAUUCUAGGGGCCUGGACAGGCGCCAGAAGCCCGGUGCCGCAAUUGCCUUCCGCCAGGCUGGAAUUCAAUAUUGACUCCGGCACGUCCUUGGCCUGUCCUCACGUCAGUGGAUUGGCGGCCCUGCUUCGAAAAGCCCAUCCAAAUUGGAGCCCCUCCGCCAUCAAAUCCGCGCUCAUGACAACGGCUUACACGGUCGACAAUUCCGGAGGGAAUCUCAUAGAUCUUUCCACCGGAACCCAAUCCGUUCCGUUUUUUCAUGGAUCCGGGCACGUUGAUCCAAACAGGGCAAUGGAUCCGGGUUUGAUCUACGAUCUGGAUGUCAGUGAUUACGUGGAUUUUUUAUGUACCAUUGGAUAUGACAGUCGGCUAAUUUCGCUCUUCACCCGGGAUUCUUCUCCGGUGGAUUGCCGCACACGAAGUUUGGGGAACCCCGGCUCUCUAAAUUACCCUUCCUUUUCAGUUAUUUUCUCUGAUUUUAACGAAAUAACAUACCAGAGAACAGUAAAAAACGUGGGGAGUGAUAAAAACGCUGUUUAUGAGGUAAAAGUGAAUAUUUCUUGGGGUAUUGAAGUCAGUGUAUCACCGACUAAACUGGUGUUUAGUGAGAAUAACGAUACGCUAUCUUAUGAGGUAACUUUUAGAAUGCUUAGAUUAUCUGGCUUUGAGGCAUACGGGUCGAUAGUUUGGGAGGACGGGGUGCAUGUUGUUAGUAGUCCAAUAACUGUUAUUUGGGAACCUAAUAGUUUGCUGUCUAGCUAAAUGCUAAUUAAAUGUCUGCAUAAAUAAUGGGCCUAGUUUGCUUUUGUGUAGCUCAUAUAAUGGAAUAAAUCCACAUAAUAUAUACUAUUAUGGUGGAUAAACUUAGGUAUAAGUGUGGUGCAGAAAUGUGCCUAGCCUCUGUUGUAAUAAAAAAUCCACAUAUAGAUUAUUAUGGUGGAUAAAUCUAUAUAUAAGUGUGUAAUAAAAUGGGUCUAGUUUGUUCUUAUGUAACCCAUGUAAUGGAAUAAAUCUAUAUAUGAAUAAUUAUGGUGGAUAAAUAUUUUAAUGUUUGA